Oppiella nova is the source of this 4054-nucleotide messenger RNA. NCBI's taxonomy places the organism in Eukaryota, Metazoa, Arthropoda, Arachnida, Sarcoptiformes, Oppiidae. The record is from the annotation of a GenBank genome assembly.
AUGCCAUCAACAGAUGAAAAAUCAAAUAAUUUGUUAACCAAUUGUCGAACAAAACCCGAAGACUUUUCUGUGAUUAAAACUAUUGGUCGGGGCGCUUUCGGUGAAGUCCAGUUAGUGAGACAUAAGUCGACUAAACAAGUCUAUGCCAUGAAAUUGUUGAGCAAAUUUGAAAUGAUAAAGCGAUCGGAUUCAGCAUUUUUCUGGGAGGAGAGGUUCAUAAUGGCGUACGCGAACACGGAAUGGAUUGUAAAGUUACACCACGCCUUUCAAAACAAUCAAUUCUUAUAUAUGGUUAUGGAUUACAUGCCGGGCGGCGAUCUCGUCAAUCUGAUGAGCAAUUAUGAUGUGCCCGAAAAGUGGGCCAAAUUUUAUUGCGCUGAAGUCGUCUUAGCCGUCGAUUCCAUACAUUCAAUGGGUUUUGUGCACAGGGAUGUCAAACCAGACAAUAUGUUACUCGACCGCAGGGGUCACCUCAAGUUGGCUGACUUCGGCACCUGCAUGAAGAUGGACUCCGACGGCUUUGUUAGAAGUGAUACCGCCGUCGGAACUCCUGAUUACAUAUCACCAGAAGUGCUGAAAUCUCAAGGAGGAGAGGGCUGUUAUGGAAGGGAAUGUGAUUACUGGUCUAUUGGAGUAUUUCUGUACGAAAUGCUUGUGGGCGACACCCCCUUCUACGCGGACUCAUUGGUGGGCACUUACGGCAAGAUAAUGGAUCACAAGAACUCUCUGCACUUCCCAGAAGACGUGCAAAUAUCAAAGGACGCGCGACAACUCAUUUGUGCAUUUCUUACCGAUCGGUCCCAACGAUUGGGUCGAAACGGCGUCAAUGAUAUCAAAGGCCAUCCGUUCUUCAAAAAUGAUUUGUGGACUUUCGAUAACAUACGAGAAUGUGCUCCACCAGUAGUUCCCGAACUCAUGAGUGAUGACGACACCAGUAAUUUCGAUGACAUUGAAAAAGACGACUCAACCGAAGAAAGUUUUCCAGUGCCUAAAGCCUUCGCCGGCAAUAAUCUACCGUUCGUUGGCUUCACUUAUUCCAGUGAUUAUCAGUUGUUGUCCAGAGAUAAGAGCGAACGAAAGAGGAAUGGAUCCAUUGAGGCCCAAAGAAAGUAUGAACUGGAAUGUGAUAACCGACGCAAAGUGGAGAGCAAAGUGAGUGAGUUGUGGGCAAAACUAGAACAGGAACAGAGUCUCAGAUCACAACUCACUCACUCAACACAGCAUACAAACGACAAGUUUAUAGUUCUCGAGAAACAGUUCGCGACGAUCAGCGAUAAACUGAAAGCCGAAUCUGAAACUGGAGUUAAACUCAAGAAACUCAACGCUGAGCUCACACUCAAUGCCAGCAAUAAAGAGAAAAUAAUCGAUGAAUUGAGCGAAAAGAUUGAAAUGUUUCAAAGAGUGAACACUAAUCAAGCGCUUGACAUACAGAACCUUCAGAAUCAAAUAGAUAAGGCUCACAAUUCCUGGGCUCAAAUCAAUGACAGAACUCAGGAUUUAGAGAACCGAAAACAACUCAUACAAAGAGAACUGGAAGUACUUCGUGAGCGCGAGGCCUCCACUGCUAUUGAGAAUCAAAGACUAACCGAUUCUAUCGUAGAGAUGGAAAAGGAGAGAGCAAUGUUAUCAAUAGAGCUGAAGAAUUCACAGAAAAAGUUAGAGCAACAGACCAGUGCUCACGAAGAGGCCAUCAAUGCAUUCAAUGCUGACAAACAGCGGUCCACAGAAAAUAAUGAUUUCGAGUCAUUACAAGUUCUUCAAUCAAAACUCAACGAAGAGAAGAGUUUGCGGCAAAAGUUUGAGAGUCAGUGUCAGGAAAAGGAAAGACAGAUCUCUAUGAUUAACGUCGACUACAGACAACUUAUGCAACAAAUCCAGAAAAUUGAGGGCGAAUUGAGACAAGAAAACGAUAAAACAAAAGCACUUAAAGUACAAUUGGAUGAAGACGUGAACAAACGCUCGCACUUGCAGUCGGGUCUCAAAGAACAAACAGAAGAGAUCAUUAGUUUGAGACAAAGAGAGAUAAAUCUCAUAAAAGACUUAAAUGAGUUCAAAGACAAUAAGAAAAAAGCCGAGGAAGAGAUCAUGCGGUUAAAGAGCGAACGGUCUAUGGAUGAGUUACAGCUGAAGGAACUUCAGGAUCAGUUAGAGGCCGAGCAAUACUUCUCUUCGUUAUAUAAAACUCAAGUUAAAGAACUUAAAGAAGAAAUUGAAGAAAAGCAAAGAAUAAUCAGUGAUUUUGAAGAAGAAAAGAGUAGUCUUUGUCAUCAAAUCGAGAUAGCGUUGGCCAGGGCUGAAACGGAAGGUAUGGCGCGCCGACAGGCAGAGGAGUUGACCGCAGAUUUAGAGAAAGAGAAGGCUAUUCGAGAACUUGAGAUCGAAGACAGUGAGAGACGUCUGAGAUCUGAAUUGAAUAGCAAUGAGGAGACAAUCAAUACUUACGUGAAUAAAGAGAACGAAUACUCAAAAACUAUUGAAAUAUUAACGAAAGAGAAGGAAGAGUUGAAUACAAAAAUACAUUUUAUGAAUCAGGAAAUGAAUAAUUACAUCAACCAAACAGUUCAUAACGACAAAGUGGAACAAUUGACAAAACAGUUACAACAGGAAAAACUCCUCAAACAACAGGCGGUCAACAAAUUGGCAGAAAUCAUGAACAGAAGAGAUAUGAAUAUAAGCGGAAAGAAAAAUAAGGGCAGUUCUGCUGAUCUCAGACGCAAAGAGAAAGAGUGCCGUAAAUUACAACAAGACUUGACUACUGAAAAAGACAAUUACAACCAAAUGGUGUCCAGAUUUCAGAAAGAGAUUUCUGAUAUGCAGGCAACUCUUCACGAAGAAAGUCAGCUUAAAGUCAAACUUCAGAUGGAAUUGGAUUCUAAAGACGCUGAAAACGAACAGUUGAGACAAAAAAUGAUUUUAAGACUUUCAGACGAACAGAUCAUCAGCAGCUCUAUCAAAGAGAUCGAGUCCAACGAUAUCGAGAACUUGCGGUUAGAGGGCUGGCUGUCGAUCCCUAACAAACAAAACAUUCGUAGACACGGCUGGAGAAAGCAAUACGUGGUUGUGUCGAGUCGUAAGAUUAUCUUCUAUAACAGCGAAGUGGACAAAGCAAAGGCCGACCCGGCGCUCAUCUUAGACCUCAGCAAAUUAUUUCACGUCCGUUCCGUCACUCAAGGUGAUGUUAUCAGAGCUGACGCUAAAGAAAUUCCGCGAAUUUUUCAACUGUUGUAUGCGGGCGAAGGAGAGAGUAGAAAACCGGGCGAUACCUCACAUCCGCCAGAAAUAGCCAAUAAAGAUCCGACAACAGUUGAACAUAAGGGACACGAUUUCAUUCCAAUUAGCUAUCAUAUGCCCACCACUUGUGAGGUGUGUCCCAGACCUCUGUGGCAUAUGUUUAAACCUCCGCCCGCUCUCGAGUGUAGACGGUGUAGAGUAAAGGUGCACAAGGAACAUUUGGAUAAGAAGGAGGAGGUGGUGGCGCCCUGUAAAGUCAAUUACGACCCCAACACCGCUAAAGAGUUGCUAUUACUGGCCAUUUCUCUCGAAGAACAACAACAAUGGGUCCAGAAGUUGAGGAAAAAGAUCGAGAAGUGCGGUUACGCCGCCAACCAGGACUCCAAGUCUCUCAGAUCUUCGAGUACUCAGUGUUUAGUGAAGUCGGCGUCAAUGAAGUCCUCGACAUUACCGCCAAUUAUGCCCACAAAUAACAAUAAUAACAGAAAGUCUUAAUCCAUUCUCGAGUGCCUUUCGAAACAAAAUAUUGUGUAUUUAUAUUAUUAUUUAUUUAAACAUUAGAUGAGAUGUAAUCAAAAUGUAUUUUUAUAUUUUAUUAUUUAAUUGCAAUCAUUUGCCAAAUCUAUUGUAAUUUCUAUAGAAAUUAAUUAUUUGUUAAUCAGUGCCUUAAAACUGAUUCAUGACUUCAUUCUUCACUCAUUCGUCCAUUUUUUACAAAUAUUUCAAACAUUUUCCAUUCAUUUCUGACUGAAAUUGUUUUAUUCAUUCAAAUGAUAUUAUAUUUCGAUAAUUAAAGCAAAUCUUUCAGUCCAACAGUAGUCAC